This is a messenger RNA of Camellia sinensis, 623 nucleotides long. Its product is annotated as cold shock protein 2. Gene Ontology annotation, molecular function: zinc ion binding; nucleic acid binding. Lineage: Eukaryota; Viridiplantae; Streptophyta; Magnoliopsida; Ericales; Theaceae. The record is from RefSeq and is a predicted model, not a curated record.
GUCCUACACAUUGAAACGGCCUCUAAAAAAUGCGUCACAGAGACAGAGCCACUCGCAACACACCACACUGCCGCCAUUAACGAACCUCCUCCUCCUCCUCCUCCUCCGUCAUCAGCAUAAGCAACAUGGGUUUCUUCCCAUUAAUCGUCUGAUACAGAAUCUUCUUGAACCUUCCGGAUUUAAGAUAGUUAUAUUUGUAGAAGCUUCUAAGUUGAUCUGUUCCAAUGGCAGAGGCCCAGAGAUCCACCGGGACUGUGAAGUGGUUCAGCGGCCAAAAGGGGUUCGGAUUCAUAGCUCCCGAUGAUGGCGGAGACGAUCUCUUCGUCCACCAGACCGAGAUCCAAUCCGACGGUUUUCGGACCCUCCGCGAGGGCCAGCGGGUCGAAUUCAUUAUCGAUUCCGCCGACGAUGGCCGGACCAAGGCCGUUGACGUCGUCGGUCUAGCCAGAUCUUACCGUACUGGCGGCGGGCGUGGCGGAGGAGAAGGCUCCUUCCGCGGUGGCGGGAGAGGCGGUUUUGCCGAAACUGGCAGUUACGGCGGCAGGUACGGAGGCGGUUACGGCGGCGGCCGCGGUGGUGAUGGGAGGACAGGCGGAGGCUAUGGUGGCGGCGGAGUGGAGUGU